This is a messenger RNA of Cordyceps militaris CM01, 378 nucleotides long. RefSeq lists its product as uncharacterized. The record is from RefSeq and is a predicted model, not a curated record. The coding region runs from base 1 to 378 and encodes 125 amino acids. The transcript has a single exon. Lineage: Eukaryota; Fungi; Ascomycota; Sordariomycetes; Hypocreales; Cordycipitaceae.
AUGUCCAAGAACGUGGCCUCGCCCAGUAUUCCAGCCAUUGACAUGGACAUGCACGACUCUCCUCCAUCUUCCGCCCCGCCUCGACGGUUCCUGCAGCAUGGAGCUCCCAUGCUCACCAGCCUUCCGCCCAGGCGUAUACAGCUUAGCCUCGGGAACCGCGCUGCGCCAGCUUCCGUCGGAGACGGCCGCAAAUGCCCCGACGUACGCGUCGCUGCCGGGGACCAGCCCGCUGCGCCGCCGAUGCCGCGUACGGCGCCCCCGCUUGUUUCGUGGCGAAGGAGCGACUGGACCACGGCGCUUCGCCACCUGUCCAGCACGGCCUGGCGAAGAACCUGUCCAGCACGGCCUGGCGAAGAGCUGACCCGCCUUGCACCGUAG